AUGGAUGGGCCGCAGACUAACAAGGCGUUCCGUGUGAAGAAGUCUGGCGCCAAGGUCAAGCGGAAGGAGGCUAAGGUUGAGCGGCAUAACCCUAAAGCUUUUAGUUUCUCUGGUGGUCAUGUAUCAGUGCAGAGGCGAGUUCAGCGUUCUGCGGAAAUAACGGAGAAGAGACUGAAGGUAUCAUUUGCGAAAGAUAAGUCGUCGUGGUUGAGUAAUGCACCACCUUAUGUCGUGGUGGUCCAUGGUCCUCCGGGUUGUGGUAAGACGACAUUGAUAAAGUCUUUGGUGAAGCAUUAUACCCGCAGGACCAUCAGUGUGGUUGGUGGUCCUAUCACGUUGGUGAGUAGCAAGAGUCGGCGUCUGACGUUGGUGGAAUGCGACUCGAGCAUGGCCAGCAUGAUAGACAUGGCCAAGGUGGCAGACUUGGCCAUUGUGAUGAUAGACUCGCGUAAAGGAAUAGAGUUGGACUCCUUCGAAUUUGUAAACCUAAUGCAGAAUCAUGGCAUGCCCAAGGUCAUCGGGGUUCUAACCCAUCUGGACCACUUUGCGGAGAAAGGAGAUCGUUUUGUGGACACCAAGAGUCUCCGAAAACUUAAGAAAAGACUCAAAAACCGAUUCUGGUCCGAACUCUACAAUGGCGCCAAGCUAUUUUACCUCUGUGGAAUUCGAAGUCGGAGAUAUCUACAACGAGAGACCCUCAACCUGGCAAGGUUCAUUGCUACGACCAAAUAUGAACCUAUAGUAUGGCGGUCGCAUCAUCCAUACAUGAUUGCACUCGGUAUGGAAAUAGAAGCACCUACUCAACAGGAGUUGGAAGAAAAUCGAAGAACCUGUUCCUUCACGGGAUAUCUCAAGGGAGCACCUGCCAGAGAGGGUUACAUAUACCAUGUACCGGGGUGUGGUGAUUUUUCACUAAAGAAGAUACUGACACCCGAAGAUCCUUGCCCGCUUCCGACGAACCGCCAGAUUGAUCUGAGGAAACAAGGCGAUGCUGCGCGACACGUCUAUGCUCCCAUGUGUGACAUAGGCUCACUAUCUGUUGAAGGAACUUCCAUAUACGUUACCUUGCAUGACAAGAAAAGUCGCAAACGAAAUCUGUCUGAUGACGACGACGACGACAUGUCGGAAUCCGAAAGUGAUGAGCACAGCGCCAGGGACGCUUCCGAUGGCUGGGAUACCGACGAUGAAGAAGACGGAAAAGAAGUGAAGGAAUCCGACUCAGAGCAGGACGAAGAUGAUGAUGGCAGCGUCGUGGAAGGGGGGUUGCCUCAAGGCUGGAACUGCGAAUUCGAAGAAGCCGUCUGGACUGACCGUCGAGAUACAGAGCAUGACGACUCCGCUAACGAACUCCUCACAGACGAGGAUGGGGACGACGAGGAUGGGGACGACGAGGGUGACCGACGUGCGAAAGGCAACGGUUCGGAGCGAAAUUCCGUUAUAGAACAAUUGAAGACCGCUAGCCAGAAUCUGCAGGACCUGGAUCCAAUCAAGGUUGACCAAGAGAACUGGUAUGCUAUGGUAUAUCAGAACGUUUACUGUCACCGCCCGGACUGGCAGAAGUUCAUGAGCAACCAUUCGGAGUCCAACGACUAUACGGUUGACCUGUUCUCAGGCAAGGCUGUAGACACCCUCGAAUGCUGGGAGUCCACCAAGGUAUCCGACGAGUACCGGUUUGCGACUCUGAAAACCCUCAGUAGUAUAUACGAGGAGGAGCGGGCAACUAAACAACUGGAAGGGACUCAGGACGAUCGGACGGAUACCGAGGAGGACAAAAUCGAAGGUGACAAUGAGACAUGCUCCGGCUCGGAUUCUGCUUCCGAUUCUGUCUCGGAUUCGGAAUCAACAGGUUCAGAGUCAACAGGUUCAGAGUCAACAGGUUCGGUGGUUGGUUAUGCGACACCGUUGGAAGGCUUUUGUGUAUCUCUGAUGGUGCUGAAGAGUCUGCGACAGGUGGCGUUUGCGACGGGUGGUUGGGACGCAGGUGUAAGUGAGGAGGAGCGUGUGUUAUUGCGCGAGGAGUCGGAGAAAGGUGCACUGGGUCCGGGAUGGGCGUUGGCUGCCGGUACAUUUGUGCGUAUGACGUUGAGUGAUGUGGAUAAUGCAUGGGUUGAAGAGUUGCGUGCGAACCCGCGUGCGAUAUUACUGGGUGGCAUUAAGAGCAGUGAGAAUGCGCUUACAUUCAUCCAUGCACGGGGUCGUCGACAUCGUUGGUCACCGGGUAUUCUUAAGUCUACGGAGCCGCUCUUAUUUUCGGCUGGUUGGCGUCGUUUCCAAUCUUUACCUUAUUUUGCGAUGGAGGAAAGGGAGAGUGUGCGAAACCGGUAUUUAAAGUACACUCCGGAGCAUCUACAUUGUCAAGUAUAUUUCCAUGGCUAUGCCGUGCCGCCGGGGACUGGUUUAGUAGCCAUAAAGUAUGCGCAACGUACCCUCAAAUCUUGGCGUAUUUCACUCACGGGUGUUGCUGUCGAAAACGUCGCCGUUCCUCGUGUUAUGAAGAAGCUGAAAUUCAUUGGCAACGUCCACGAAGUACUCAAGAACACCGCCUUCGUCAACGGCAUGUUCACCAGCGACCUUGAGGUAUCCCGGUGCAUCGGCGUACCAAUACAAACACAAUCUGGAAUACGUGGUAUGAUAAAGAAGCCGAAGGGCCAAGAUGGUACCUUCAGAGCCACCUUCGAGGCACCGGUCAACAAAAACGACGUCGUCAUAUGCAAGGCCUGGUAUCGGGUACCCAUGGAACCCUACUGCAACCCAAUGCUAGACCUCCCAACCUGGGACAAACUAAGAACGUUCGUCGAAGUCAGACGCGCCGAACAACUCGCCCCCACCCCGCAGAAACCCGAUAGCGUGUACAAACCCCUUGAGAUCAGAAAUGACCCUGAAGUCAAACCACUUAAGGUACCCAGACAACUACAGGACACCCUCCCGUUCGCAGAACUCAAGAAAACCCUAGUCGAGGAACAAGAUAAAACCAAGCCAGUUAAAUACACACCAUAUGAACACAUGGUCAACAAAUUACUCCAACAAGUCGUGGACCAAAAGAGACAGGUACUGCAGCAACAACGAGAUAAUCUCGACCAAAAAAAAUCAAGGUACGCUAAAGCAGAAGCCAAACGGGCUGCUGCAUCAGCGGCUAAAAUUAAGGCUACCAAAAAAUCCAAAUUCGCAUCACAGGGAAAGAAUCUUAAGUCUCAAAGGAAACGAAUGCGAAUGGACUAG
This is a messenger RNA of Gregarina niphandrodes, 3219 nucleotides long. RefSeq names its product putative preribosomal protein RNA. The transcript has a single exon. Gene Ontology annotation, biological process: maturation of SSU-rRNA from tricistronic rRNA transcript (SSU-rRNA, 5.8S rRNA, LSU-rRNA); endonucleolytic cleavage of tricistronic rRNA transcript (SSU-rRNA, 5.8S rRNA, LSU-rRNA); ribosome biogenesis. NCBI's taxonomy places the organism in Eukaryota, Apicomplexa, Conoidasida, Eugregarinorida, Gregarinidae. Bases 1 to 3219 code for a protein of 1072 amino acids. Gene Ontology annotation, cellular component: 90S preribosome; nucleus. The record is from RefSeq and is a predicted model, not a curated record. Gene Ontology annotation, molecular function: ATP hydrolysis activity; U3 snoRNA binding; GTPase activity.